UCAGAGUAAGGUGGUUUCGUACUCGGCGCACGCACUGAGUGGGAUGUAUAAAUACUUGUGGCGGAUGUGAUAUAGCUCGAGUGCUUCAUGAUUCUGUCUCCAAAGAAUCUUCCAAGAUGACAACAAGACGGGUUUGGUGUGGGAGCUCAUCAAGGUGAUGUGAGUAGAGGGGCACCCGUACUUCAGUGGGGGCUGUACACCCCUCCUACACGUGACAUUGAACCCCCCUGCUAUAUUAAGAUACCUUGUUGUUUAGUUCUUGCUCUUCACGCAUCAUCUUAAUCAUCAUUAUCUCCAGUGGGUGCAUCAACACCAAGACGUUAGGCUUCAUCACCAAGACGUUCGGCUUCAUCACCAAUAAUCCAGUGACUGUCUUACUAACUGCAUGCAUGCCUCUGCUACAAGAUUGCGACCGUCCCCCAUGACGCCUCACAUGUCCCUUCAGUCGCUCUGUGAGCUCUACCAGCAGCUCAACCUUAAUGACAUGGUGGACCAGCUGGACGUAGUGGUCUUAGGGGCACCUUCCGUGGGCAAGACGGCCCUCAUCGAACAGUACUGCAGGUGUCAUUUUAUACAGAAACACCGCCCGACCACCAGUGCCUGUGUCUACACAACAGCCGUUGUGGCCAACGACCAACUGGUAGAGAUGAACCUAAUUGAUAUACCGGUCAUACCGUUCUCCCCGCUGGACGACCGGGCUGGUGAGGCCGGCAACGGCCCGGGAAACACCCCCACUAAUGGUCCCUCCUGGGAGGACCUACAGUCCUACGCCAUGGCUAUUGGGACUGCAUCAGCACUGAUCUUCAUCUAUGAUAUCACAUCCCAGGAAAGUUUCCAGUACAUUAAGGAUCUGCGGGAACAGAUCCUAGACUGCUCUGAAGCCGAGGGUGGAUUUGAUAUACCUAUGAUUGUGGCGGGAAAUAAACAGGAUUUACAAAUGCUUUCUCACCUGCCGAGGAGGCAUAUAUCACAGAUAGUCAAGAAAACAUGGAAGUGCCCGUAUGUUGAAUGCUCCGCUAAGUACAACUGGCAUGUUGGAUCUCUAUUUAACGAGGCGAUUAGGGUAAUUACUAUGGGAACCGGUAACCGAGAAGGACAGACGAGGUCUCGUAGGAUACCGUUACGUGCCUGGAAACAAUGUUCGUGUUCAAUAAUGUGAUCUCCAGUAGUGGGAGAGAUUGGUAUAAACUUUUGUGGGGAACUUUCAUUUCAUUUUCAGUACUCCAGCGAUAAAGUAUAUUCAUUAAAAAAAAACGUGCUUCAAGAUAUUCCACAAGAACAAUAUGUAGAAUUCUAAAUGUUUUUUCGUGUUUCAAAGUCAGUAUAAUUUUCCAGUAGAUACAGCAAACCUAUUAAGUUAUUUGAAAUUAAUUGAAUAAGGCAUUCGGCAAGCCUGCUAUUAUAAUUUCUCAGUGAAUGCAUUUACACCGUGCGCUGCAUAUUAUUUUAAUUGUUUAAUAGUUUGGUUUUACCCGUUCCCCGUUAUGUGUUCUUAAAGCACUGUAUUUUAUACUCGUGGAUCUGUGAAAACAAAAAAUAACAAUAAUAGUACUCCCACUGCGCUGCAGUUGUUCAUUAUAAAUAAACCAGACUGCAGGUGACUUUUUCUGAAUUCGGUCAGCUAAAACUAAUUCUGGCCAGACUUUAUGAAAAUACUUUGGUUUUAAGUGGACGGAUCAAUCUCAGCUAAAUGUGAUUAUUUUUUUCUGAUCGUGGCACAACCUUUGCUAGUAUAUGUACUGCAAAAACCGGGGUGUUUAAGUUGACACAAUGGGUGAUGUCACACACAGGAGAGAGUCAUGGUGAAAUAACACCAAUGGAAGAGUGAUUUUGUUGGCAGAAAUAAGUGUUCUUUUAACACAUUAUGGAGUACAAAAUGUUUUUUUGAGAGGUAUCUAUAUAUGACAACAACCCAUGUUGUAAAUUUAACAGCCAAAUUUUUGCAGUGUAAGCACUUUAAGGUAAUGAAAGAGAGGCUCUGAGGUAAAAUUCAAUUUUGUGACGCAGUCAUUUUUCAAUAAACAGAUGCCUUAAGAAAAUGGAAACCAGUUGUAUUAAAUAACCCUUCCAGUGCGAACUUUGUACAAAAUAAACGAAAUGAAGCAAAGUGAAACCAUGCAAUGACGUCACAGUUCAAAUGAAUUUGCUGGGAUUUUCGAAGCAGCACUAAAGUCUUCAAGUGGACGAUCGUUUGAAUGAAGUUCUCGGGAGUUGUGUUUGCGUUAUACGUCAUACUGUCGGGAACCACACUGCCGCGAAAAACAUUCAAAAUCAUGUCAAUAGACAACAACCACUCUGUGAAUUGCCCGCCAUUUCGUCCAUGUAUGAAUGUAGAAAACCUAUACUUGGAUGGGAUUUUAUAAUAUUUGGUUUGCAGUAACACCAUGUGUGUAUCUACUUGCCAGGUAGACUAUGUUCCUUUCAGAACGUGUCUUGCUUUAUAAGUUCUACUACCGCUGGGUACUCUCUUAAUACAAAACAGUGAAAAACCACUAAUUUUGUCUGCCAUACCACUCCUUGCAUGGAGCCAUAUGGCGGACAACUCUGUUUAGAGUGAAGGACGGGUAAUUUCAACUCGGUUAAGAAUGAAAUUCGCAACUUCACUUAAAAAGAGUGACACAGAUUUACUUUCACUCUCAAAAGAAGUAAGCUAAACUUACACCACUCGGAAAAGAGAUUGGAAAUUUUACUCUUUUACAUUAUGAGAGUAUAGUUUCGGAAUUCAAAGACUUCUCAGUUUUUUACACUAUGGAUGUGAUGAAAGUGCCACCAUUGCUUGUUAAACGUGCCUUCGUUUUCUGAAAGACAAUGGACACAUUCGGUAAUUGUCAAAGACCAGUCUUCUCACUUCGUGUAUCUCAACAUAUGCACAAAAUAACAAACCUGUGAA
This is a messenger RNA of Asterias rubens (European starfish), 2890 nucleotides long. RefSeq names its product ras-like protein family member 10A. The transcript has a single exon. The record is from RefSeq and is a predicted model, not a curated record. Bases 386 to 1159 code for a protein of 257 amino acids. Gene Ontology annotation, molecular function: GTP binding; GTPase activity. Lineage: Eukaryota; Metazoa; Echinodermata; Asteroidea; Forcipulatida; Asteriidae.